AUGUCUGGACGCCUCUUGCAGUACGCACCUGCGGACUUCGCUCGUGUCCUGCAGGGUAUUCCCGUUGCCCUGCCCGGCCAAGACGUUCCUGACGAGGUUGACAAUGCACGGAUGUUCGCAAUUGCCAGUUUCAUCUAUGCAGCACUUGAUAGCCGCUCGGUGGAGUGGUCUGAUUACACCAGUGCCUCGAGCGCGUAUCUGGCUGCUACUGCGACUUCCCACUCCCUCGAGUCGCCCGAUGCCCACAUACCGUCAUACAUACGUGCAGACGAGAGGUCUCAAAAUGGUAUUGCGCACUCGCGCCUGGCUGCCGCCGUCAAAGCAGCUCUUCCGUCGGUGGCGGAUGUACGUGCACGCCCCUCCAGUACCCUCCCUGAGAUGGGAGUCUGGUCGUGUAGCGAGAGCGAUUGUGGUCAUGUCAUCGACCCUUGGGAUCUCACCGUCGCUGAGUGCGAGAUCAUCGGGUCGUAUAUGGGCGUGGGCGCUGAUUCUGGUAUUGUGGUCCGCGCGGACGGUGGUGCCGAGUUGAAUCGCCAGAAUCCCUGGCAGGUUAUGCGCUGCAUCGACUGUCUGGGAUGGAGUCACUUUGCCUGGCAUCUUAACGCCCACUGUAUCGUCUUCUGGUGGCCGGACCCCACUCGCGCUUACAAGUCUGAACCAGGUCUCUGGUGGAACGAAGAACGGCUAUGCACGCAUCAGGCGCACAGACAGUUACGCGAGCAGCUCGAGGCCGACGAGCUUGCUGACCAACAGAACAUUCGCAAGUGGAAGUGUAAGAUGGCGCUCACACACGCGAAGAAAGGGCUACAUGCCGUGCGCUUUCAUUUGACGAAGUGGCGCCGCGACGCCAUGCUUGCGCGGGAGACUCUCGUCAGAGAGAUGUUUCAAGCCGGACGUAGCAUUGUGGAUACGGGGCUUGCGCUGGUGCAUCGUAUGGAUGUUGAGCGCACCAAUACAGAUCGCGUACGCCUACAGGAGGAGCGCGAGCGGCACAAGGAGAUGAUGCGGGAGUGGACGUCUCGCCGGGAGCGUUGGUCUCAGAUGUAG
Peniophora sp. CBMAI 1063 is the source of this 1047-nucleotide messenger RNA. The record is from the annotation of a GenBank genome assembly. NCBI's taxonomy places the organism in Eukaryota, Fungi, Basidiomycota, Agaricomycetes, Russulales, Peniophoraceae.